Messenger RNA from Lactuca sativa (garden lettuce), 1987 nucleotides. Its product is annotated as putative lysophospholipase BODYGUARD 1. The record is from RefSeq and is a predicted model, not a curated record. NCBI's taxonomy places the organism in Eukaryota, Viridiplantae, Streptophyta, Magnoliopsida, Asterales, Asteraceae.
CCAACCCUUUGUUUAAAAAUGUUGCUAAAAUCAUUAUAUUUUAUUUUCCUCCAGCAAACUGUUUUAAUGAAUGCAUUUAUCUCUUACCUGUUAGUACCUGUCCACACAAAACCCCUUUAAUACAAGUAGCAAACUCAUCACUCUUUCCCCUCCAAAACUAAAGAGUCUUGCAUGGGUUGUGUUGCAAAAGGGUCGGGUCGGGUCUUGUAGUGUUAAUUAUCAACGUAACUACUAUACUCCAUCGAAUGUGGGAGGCAGCUCUUGUUUUCGGUGGCAAAAUGAGCGUGAUGAUCAGAACAACUCUGGCGAUAAUCGGGAAGUUGAUUAACGAUGUUUUGAGUUUUGUUAUCUUCUCCAUUCUUGACGUUCUUGAUUUGGUACUUUGUUUCGUUUAUAAAGUCAUUGAUUUCUUCAUUGAGGCCGAAUGGAAACCCUGUUACUGUUCUUCACCGAAAGAAGCCAUGAGUGGAACUGGUCGAAUUUUGGUGUCUGAGAAAGGUCAGUCAAAGAAGAUUGUUUGUCUUACAUCCACCAAGAUACAACUAGAAGAGAUCUCCGACACCCUCUAUACCCGGCCGUCGUUGGUUGCGGAGGUGUCCAAAACCACCGUCAAGGAGCUUAAACGCCGGAAAAUCAAUGACGCAACUACCAUGGUCGCCUCCAUCAAUAAAUCCACCGUUCGGUCGUCGUCGACUUUCACGGUGAACAAUACCAUUGUUGAAAUGCUUCAAGAGAAAAUCGGUGGUCAUAAGUCUCACCCCAUUCCUCGGUGGUCCGAUUGCGAUUGCGACACCUGCAACUCAUGGUCGAACGCUUGUAAGGACACUCUUUUUGUCCACACCGAUGGACCUAAAGAUAAUGUAGGGGAUGAUGUUUUAUUUAUUCAUGGGUUCAUAUCAUCGUCGGCUUUCUGGACAGAGACAUUAUUCCCGAACUUCUCCAAAUCUACAAAAUCAGCAUAUCGUUUAUUCGCAAUAGAUCUACUGGGUUUCGGACGAAGUCCAAAGCCCCACGACUCGCUCUACACGAUCAAAGAGCAUUUAGACAUGAUCGAAAGAUCGGUACUCGAAGCACACAAGGUCAAAUCUUUUCAUAUCGUGGCUCAUUCUCUUGGUUGCAUUCUAGCUCUAGCACUCGCCGUGAAAUAUCCCAACUCCGUCAAGUCCCUCACUCUGCUCGCACCACCAUAUUUUCCGACGCCAAAAGGGGAACAAGCGACACAAUAUAUGAUGAGGAAGGUGGCGCCACGGCGGGUGUGGCCAUUGAUAGCGUUUGGAGCGUCGUUAGCUUGUUGGUAUGAACAUGUUAGCCGAACGAUUUGUUUGCUUAUCUGCAAGAACCACCGAAUCUGGGAAUUUCUCACCAAACUCAUCACCCGAAAUAGGAUUAAAACCUACUUGAUAAAAGGUUUCUGUUGUCAUACACAUAAUGCCGCAUGGCAUACGCUUCACAACAUCAUAUGUGGGACUGCUGGCAAGAUCGAAGGGUAUUUAGAUACGGUUCAGAACAGGUUGAGUUGCAGCGUUCAUAUUUUCCAUGGUGAAGACGACGAGCUCAUUCCCGUGGAGUGCAGCAGCAAUGUUAAGACCAAAGUCCCUCGUGCUAAUGUUAAUGUUGUAGAAAAGAAAGAUCAUAUCACCAUUGUUGUUGGACGUCAAGAAGCUUUCGCUAGAGAACUCGAAGAGAUUUGGAAGACUUCAAAAUUAAAAGGGUAAAUAAAAGAUAUCAACUCCAUCACAAAUCAUGAAGAUGGAUAUAUACUAGUAAUCUUAGUAUAUAUAUAUAUACAUAAUUAUGCAUGAUUUCCCCAAGUUUUUAGUCUUUUUCUCCCUGUUAUAUUCCAUUUAGUGCAUGUAUUUACUACGCAAAGGCGAAGUGUGCGUAGCUAGCGGUUAUUCGAAUGUUUAUACAAUAUCACCGUAUGGAAAAUGUGUGAUUUCGAUGUUCAUUAUGAGUUAAUAUUUAUAAAUGAUGUAACAUUUUGGUA